AUGAAUUCUAAUAAUAAGGUUGAUUGUGAAUAUCCAGAACAUUAUAUGCUUGAUAUUGAGGAGGUAUUUAUUAAUAUUAUAUUCAGAAGAAACCAGUAUAGUAAUAGAAUUUUAUGCCUUUUCUACCUUAUGGAGUAAUCUCCAAUCUUGAGAACCAAGUAAAGCGAGUAAGAAGUUCAGCUGAAAUAAAAUAAGAGGAUAGAUAAAUGAUUAAGAAUGAUUCAUAGGCUUCUUUAAAAGAUGAUGUGUUGUGUUUACAAAAUAUAAAAGGAAAUGUGAAAAAUGCAUAUAUAAAGAAAAUAAGUUCUCUUCUCAAUGUAAAUAUGGAAGACGAUAAAGAAAAAUUGCUCUCUUCAAAAAGAGUAAAAGAUAAUGUUUCUUCGAACUCAUCUAAAUAGUUUGAGAAUGAAGACUUAAAGAUGCAAAAAAAUAGGGAAAGUGCAAGAAAUUCGAGAUAAAGAAAGAAAUUAUAUAUUGGUUUAUUGGAGAAGAAAGUUGAGGAUUUGAAUGGAUAAAUAGAGGGACUUCGAUAAUAAACAGAGAUAACAUUCAAGCAUAUUCACAAUAUAAUUGAACAUAAUGCAUGUUUUAAAGGAAUGAUCAUAGAACAAGCACAAAUAUUUGAUUAAUUACAAAGCAAAGAUCCAGAGACUACAGAAGGAUAAGAGAUAUAAGCAUUGCUCACAGACUCUUACAAAUUAAAAUUUAGUGCCACAGGUUCAAAAAGAAAGCAAUAUAUUAGAUAUUGCUUUUAAAAUGUAGCCAGAAUAUUAAUGGAUGGUAAUUAUGGAACUCUGCUAUUUGGAAGUAAUUGUCUCCCAAAAAAUUGUAUAAUUUUUAAAAGAUUAAUUCAGUUCAACUACUUGAAGAUGAAGAGUUGCAUGAAUAUGUUAAACAAUUCAAAGAAAUUACUGGAUGUAGCGAAGAAAAAAUGUAACACACGAUAACCCAUAUUGUGAGGAGAAUUCUAGAACAUAAGCGCUCUUUUUCAUAGUAUAAUGGAUUAUAUAAUUUUAGUUUAAUUAAAUAAAUGAAAUGCAAAUCCAAAGAUCUUAGAAUCUGUUAACAAUAAUUAGAUGAUUAAAUAGAUGAAAUGACAGCUUAAAUGACUCCUCAAUAAUUUACAUCACUCCUUAUCAAUCUCAAUAAAGUAUUAUAUCUAAAAUAAAUUUUAGGAUGAAAUAAAAGUCAAAGACAACUAUUUAACUACUAAACCAGACAUCUAAGUCUAAUAGUUAUAAUAACAAUAAUAAUAAUAGUAACUUCUGAACCAAUACAAGUUCUUACCAUAAAUUUCUCUUGAGUUAUUACUUAAUAAUAAGAAUACACCAUUCCUACUACCUAAUAACCUAAUGAUAGACCCACUGUAAUUCAAUGAUUUAAUUUAAAAGAAGCUUUGUAAAUAACCAUGA
Messenger RNA from Paramecium pentaurelia, 1412 nucleotides. The record is from the annotation of a GenBank genome assembly. Lineage: Eukaryota; Ciliophora; Oligohymenophorea; Peniculida; Parameciidae.